UCCCCUGCCUCUACAGCAUCAGCACCUCCAAACCGAACACGGCGACCCGCUGCUGGAAGAGGAUGCUCUCCGGAUGCUCGAGGAAACGUAACAACGCGACGGCAAACCGAGAGACUGACGGUACCGUCAUUUUUCUGCUCUAUCCUGCCUCGCUGCCUCCAUUCAUGAUGCACCAUUCAUGCAUCCCCAAGAAUGGAAGCACGUCGAGAGGAAAACAUUAAAUUAGCCCGUUACAGCCCCGCUGCCAAGGCUUUGCAAGACACAAUCUCGCUCGUUUGAAGACGCUCCUUUUCAUGUAGGUCAAAGUGAUGAGGACCCCGAUUUUGUCUUUUGAGGGCGCCGCGCGGAUGCAGGGCUAAUAUACAGGAAAGCCAGGCAAACAAAAGGCAUCCAGCCCCCCUCCUCUGACGCACCUGGCUGCCCUGUCGCCACUUGACAUGACAGCGCAGAGCCGGGAGCAGAGCAGCAGGAUCAAGGGGCACCGACGUGCAGCCGGACGUGCGGACUCGACUAGGAACAGAGGAGCCUGCGGACGCUCGGCGGAGAAGCAGCAACAGCCCAGGGGAGGCCGGAUUGCAGUUUCUGGGGACGAGCGCCAAGGGCAGUGCGGCAGUCAGCAGGCAGACCGGGGGGAGGAGGCUGCGGAGAUCUGUGAUACUUCCCCCCAAUUGAAAGAUUAGAUCUGCUCUUCAGGCAAGGGUGGAACCCUGAGGGGACUGAUGUGCAUACUGGCCAGGUAUCAUUUGAACCCUUCUUCUUCUGUGGUUUUGCUCAUUUUGCUUGCCGCCUGCACUAUGGGCUGUAUUCAGAGCAUCGCAUGCAAGCCCCGCAUCAGGCGGGAGAACAUUGUGGUGUAUGAGGUGUCUGCCUCUAUUGACCAGUGUCCCACCAUCAUUGAGGAGAACUCGCCGAUUGUGCUCCGUUACAAGACGCCUUACUUCAGGGCCUCGGCAGGAGUCGUGAUGCCACCAGUGCCCCGCAAUGAAACCUGGGUGGUGGGCUGGAUCCAAGCUUGUACGCAGAUGGAGUUCUACAACACCUAUGGUGAUAUUGGCAUGUCCAGCUGGGAGUUGCCAGAACUGCGAGAGGGUCGGGUCAAGGCCAUCAGCGACUCAGAUGGCGUCAGCUACCCCUGGUACGGCAACACCACAGAGACGGUCACGCUGACCGGCCCCACGUCCAAACCGUCCCGACUUACGGUCAGCAUGAACGACAACUUCUACCCCAGCGUGACCUGGGCAGUACCCAUCAGCAACAGCAACACACCGAUGCUGACCCACAUCACCAGAGACCAGAGUUUCAUCACCUGGCUGGUGGCGAUGAACUCCGUCACCAAGGAGCGUAUUGUGUUGCAGACGGUGCGGUGGCGGAUGCGGGUGGAUAUUGCUGUGGAGCCAGACAUGCCCCUGGGCUCCCGGGCUUCGCUGGUGGGGCGACCCUACCAGGAGCAACCGCACAUCCUCAACUACCAGGAGCCCAUUCCCCCCAACGCGCUAGGGAGGCCCAACGCCAACGACGCCCAAGUGCUAAUGUGGAGGCCACGGAGAGGGGCACCUCUUGUGGUCAUACCACCAAAAUAAGAGUCCCAAAAAAGUUGCACAAAAAAAAGGUAAAAUUGUUCUUUUUUUGCAGAACAGGGGUAAUUAGAGAGAGGAGAUCAAGUCAUGAAGCCUGAUGGUUCCUCUGCAGCUCCUGGCAUCUGGAAGUGGACCGUUAUAAUACACCAGAGUGGUAUCACAUCUCGGACAUGACACAGAACAACAAACUAGUGUCAAGGACCCGGAGAUGCAUCUAGACUUGUUUGACCCCCCCCCAACAAAUUUUGGACUGUGACAAAGAGUUCUGCCACUUUUUGCGGAGAAGGAACACUAUUUUUAGACGUACCGCAGAGGUAUUAGACCCCGACAAGAACUGCAUCCUGCAUCCCUUAAGUAGACCUUAUUGCAUGAGAGUGAGAGGGAGACAAAAAAAAAAAAAACGGUCCUUGAAGAGACGUUGAAGAAGUUUAAGAAUAGCAUUUGUUUUGUAUAACUUGAUACCUGAAGACAUUUUGAUUGAAAAGUCAGCCAAAAAAAAAAAAAAAAACUAACAAAAAACUACAGGCUGGUGAAACUUCGUCAGUGCCAACUAAGGCCUUCAGCACACUCAGUACCAGAGUUUAAGGAUGUAUUCAGAUCAUUUAAAAAGAGUAUUAUAUAAAUCUUUUUAGGUUAAGAACUCAUACAUCGACCCGAUUGUAUUAAGAGCACCCACUUGACAUAAAAGUCUGGAAGAAGAAAAAAAAACAACCUGUAGUUUUCACUGGAGUUUUGCUAAUACACCGAACUUAUGCACCAACAUAUUUUUCCAACUCACCCGCCUCUGUUGUGCAGCUGAUAUUCAGAUUGUUCACAUUCAGAUUGUUGGAUCCUUUGCUACAUUAAAUAAAUAACGUCA
Mugil cephalus (flathead mullet) is the source of this 2436-nucleotide messenger RNA. RefSeq names its product family with sequence similarity 78 member Ba (gene fam78ba). The record is from RefSeq and is a predicted model, not a curated record. The coding region runs from base 720 to 1580 and encodes 286 amino acids. NCBI's taxonomy places the organism in Eukaryota, Metazoa, Chordata, Actinopteri, Mugiliformes, Mugilidae. The transcript has 4 exons.